UACUGUAAUAAAUUGUAAAUUGUAUUUUUUCAAAGCAGAAUGCACUGCAUUUUCAUUAUUUUUAGAACAGCUCAUAUUCUUGUUUAAGUUUUCCUCCUCGGGAGCUCGGGAGUGUCAGUUAAACGAACUUACAGUCAUCAGGUAUCUUCAAAGUAAAUCGGUAAACAAGUGUUAUGCCGUGACUGACAAUUUCCAUAUUGAAGUGAACCAGUAUUGAUUGUGUUUAUUGCAAUAAAAUUAAAAGAAUGUUACGGGAGUUUUAAAAAGGUAAUCGCCUAAUUAUAUGCCCAUAAUAGAGUGGAUUAAACGUAAUAAAUAAAAUUAUCGGAAUGAACCUCGAUAACUCGUCAAGAGAAAAUUCCGAAGCCUUGGAUUCCAUCGGUACCGUAAGUCCGAGAGAAAAAUAUCACAGUAUGAGAGAAAAGAAAUUAUCGACUGCUUCACUAACAAACUCCGAAGGAGCGCGGCCAAAAGUGGUAACCGUGAAACAUCCUGAGUCAAACAAGCCUAAACCUACAGCCAAGAAGAACAAACCCAUUCAAGCCGAUUUAGAUGUCAUCAAAGAGUUUAUGCGAUGCCGUGAGGAAGGCGUGAAGCGGCUAGAUUUAAGCAAAUCAAGCAUCACAUCUCUACCCCCCAAUGUCAGAGACUUGACACAUUUGGUUGAGUUUUAUUUAUAUGGAAAUAAACUAGUUGCUCUUCCUGCUGAAUUCGGUUGUUUAACGAAUUUGCAAACAUUAGCAUUAAAUGAAAAUUCAUUAACAAGCUUACCUGAUUCUCUUGCAAAUUUAAAAUGCCUGAAGGUAUUGGAUUUGCGACAUAAUAAAUUAAGUGAUAUUCCUGAUGUUGUAUAUAAGCUUACAUCAUUGACAACACUGUUUCUUAGAUUUAACAGAAUUCGAGUAGUUUGUGAUGGCAUCGCCAAUCUUACAAACUUAACUAUGCUAAGUUUAAGAGAAAAUAAGAUCAAAGAAUUGUCCUCUGGGAUUGGUAAACUGGUUAAUCUGGUUACAUUUGAUGUCUCACAUAACCACUUGGAACAUUUACCCCAAGAAAUUGGUUUUUGUGUUAAUUUGUCUACACUUGAUUUGCAACAUAAUGAAUUGCUUGAUAUCCCUGAGACAAUAGGCAACCUCCAAUCACUAACUCGUCUUGGUCUUCGUUACAACCGACUGACUGCCAUUCCUGCAAGCUUAAGUAACUGCAAACAUAUGGAUGAGUUCAAUGUAGAAGGCAAUUCUAUUUCACAACUCCCUGAAGGGUUGCUUGCCAGUCUUAAUGAAUUGACUAGCAUUACCCUCUCUAGAAAUUCCUUUAUGAGUUAUCCCUCUGGAGGACCUGCUCAAUUUACUAAUGCAUUUUCCAUAAAUCUAGAACAUAACCAAAUUGACAAAAUACCAUAUGGUAUAUUCUCCAGAGCUAAAAGUUUAACCAAACUGAACAUGAAGGAGAACUUGCUGACAUCUCUCCCCCUUGACAUUGGCACAUGGAUCAACAUGGUGGAGCUUAAUUUAGGCACAAACCAAUUGUUGAAAUUGCCUGAUGAUAUUCAAUGCCUUCAGAACUUGGAGGUGUUAAUACUAUCCAAUAAUUUAUUAAAACGAAUCCCACCUAGUAUUGGAAGCUUAAGAAAGCUUAGAGUUUUAGACUUGGAAGAAAACAAGCUGGAAGUUCUACCAAAUGAGAUAGGAUUUUUGCAUGACUUGCAAAAAUUGAUUGUGCAAUCCAAUCAGCUAACUACAUUGCCUCGAUCCAUUGGUCAUUUGAUUAAUCUUACAUUUCUAAGUGUUGGUGAAAACAAUCUUCAGUAUUUGCCAGAGGAAAUUGGCACCCUUGAGAACUUGGAAUCAUUGUAUUUGAAUGAUAAUCCUAAUUUAUGUAACUUACCAUUUGAGCUAGCUCUUUGUGUGAGCUUACAGAUAAUGAGUAUUGAGAAUUGUCCCUUGACUGCUAUUCCACCUGAGGUGGUAUCUUCAGGUCCGUCAUUGGUCAUUCAAUAUUUGAAGUCUCAAGGCCCAUACAGGGCCAUGUGAUAUCAGGAAGUGGAUAGCAUUAUCAAUGAGGGCAUUUAAACUUGAAACAGCAUAAUUUCUUCAGAAAAUCUAUAGCUUACCUUGAAUUUUGUCAACAAUGAUUAAAAAUAAUACAUGUUAUAUGGAUGUGUAGUUGCAUUAGUUGUAUUUUACUUUAUCUCUAAAUGUUUCUAACGUUUUACAGAAAUUUUGAAGAAUUGCUUAAAUUUCAAUGCUCAUGUCAAUAUUUAUACCAGUAUUCAGUUUAUAGUUGGUAAUAUUUAUAUCUGUCUAUGCUAUAAUCAAUGUUUUUAUUGUUUAGGCUAAACAUCUCUUAUUUACAAUUAAAUAAUGUGUAAGAAAAAUAAAAAAGAAACAAAAAUAAAGAUCAAUGUUAGUAUUUAUGUUGAUAACAUAUUUAUGGUGUACAUAUUAUGUAAUGUGUAAUUAAAUGUGCAUUGUAUUUGUAACCAUAGGUUUUAUAAGUUUACAAACAGUUCUCUUGAGACAAUUUCAUCUUUACAUUUUUAAUUAUUACUUUAAGUAAUACAUGGUGGCCAAAUUAUGACAUUCUUAACUACAACUUGCUUAAAAUACAAUCAAUAUGCAUGUGGUAGUUUUUAUUACAUUGAAGAAUUUUUUAUGUGGUCAGUGCUUUAAAAAUUACAUUUAAAAAUAUAUUGUCUUUAAUUUUUUUCUGGAAAAAACUGAGCAACAUCUUUUCGUAUGAUGUGUGUUUCGGGAAUGAAAACUAAUGGCAAUUUGGAAGAUAAUACUUCCAAUUCAUCAAGAUAUUAAAAUAAUUGUUUAGAGAACAUACAAUGAAAUUUUUGUUUAGCUUUUUAAUAUCAACUGAUCUAAGAUCAAUUGUAGUAUAAGUUUAUAUUUUUCUAGUUUGUUGCAUUUAUUAAUUAUAUGUCGAUUUUUGGACUUGUGAUUAAGUCUAAUAGUUUUUUUAAUAUACUUUGUAAACUUACCCUAAAAUUUUACCUCCUGAAGGGCUCUAAAGCACAAAAUUGUGAUGAAUAUAAAAUAGAACAUAUCCUUUAAGGAAAUUUUCUUUAUGCUUACAUUAAGUGGAGGACUAUGGCCUUGCUUUUAUUCUGAACUGGUUAAACAUUUAUAAUGUAUCGUCGUAAAUUUGACAUGUAAUGUUUGUUGAUGUGGUUUUCAAAUGUUAUAAAAUAUAAAAUGUUUUAGUAUUAGAUUUUUCUACUGUAGUAGAGUACAAUAUUCUUAUGUAAUAUUGAACGCUUUGCCCGACCUUCUUACAAUUUUUUGUAAAUAUGAUUUGCUUGGACAUUGACGUAUUUCGUGUGCGAGUCAAAUGUGAGCACUUUGCACAUAAUGCCAAUUGUCCUGUUAACUUUAGGAGCUGUAACUAUUUGGUAUGUGGAUAACGUUCAUUAGUACGACCGGUGUAUGAGUCAACUGAAUUUGUGUCAGUGCAUUUAUCAUAAGUACCUAUUUCUUGCUAUACGACUAUAGUAUAAAAUAUUUGCCGACGUAUUUCGGUUAUAAUUUUUUUUAUAUGGUGUUUAGAUUGAUUUUAUCCACUCCACAUAUUUGAUUUUGAAUUGUAAUAUUUUAUCCAGUGUUUUUCAUUUUAUCAAAAAAUUACGUAUUAAUAUUUUAAUCAACAGUUAUCUAGAUAACUGAUUAAACACGUAUCUUGCAUAUUGUAUCGUUGAUUUUGUAAUAUGAAGUUACAUUAUUCAUAUUAAUAGAGAAAUUCAACUCAAACUUUUUGUGUACUAUGUCACGGAAAUAUUUUCACUAUUGCACUAUUCAUUCAAAAAAUAUUUUAAUUUUGGUAAUUUUGAAAACACUGAGUAAACUUUUCCGGUCUUAUUUCAAUCAGGUAAUAAACGAAAGAAUAGUCAUAAUAAAAACGAAAGGUAUAAACCUAAGUAUUGUUAAUUGAAUUUUUAUGUAUGCUUUUUACAGCUUUAUUUAGAGUUUAGACAUUCUAUAUAGGUUUUCCACUAUUAGCUAUCGUCUUAAUGACAUGUAAUAUG
Molecule: messenger RNA, 4030 nt
Organism: Papilio xuthus (Asian swallowtail)
Lineage: Eukaryota; Metazoa; Arthropoda; Insecta; Lepidoptera; Papilionidae
Gene: Sur-8
Product: leucine-rich repeat protein shoc-2
Exons: 1
Coding region: 330-2033 (567 amino acids)
Molecular function (GO): protein binding
Source: RefSeq, a predicted model, not a curated record